Molecule: messenger RNA, 1210 nt
Organism: Branchiostoma floridae (Florida lancelet)
Lineage: Eukaryota; Metazoa; Chordata; Leptocardii; Amphioxiformes; Branchiostomatidae
Product: vacuolar fusion protein CCZ1 homolog
Biological process (GO): vesicle-mediated transport
Cellular component (GO): intracellular membrane-bounded organelle; Mon1-Ccz1 complex
Source: RefSeq, a predicted model, not a curated record
AAAUCCAUCGAUGUACCCUAUUUUGGAGAAUAAAAUAGUUAGUCCAAGAUGGCUGCCGCUUGAUGCAAUAAUUUUGGCGAGAUUUUCCAAGUAAAUUCCACGCAACAAGUGUGAAAAUAGACAAAAAUGCCUUCCACCAAGCUGGAAAACUUCUUUAUAUACAAUUCCAACUUUGGACCCAGGGAGGGUGAGGAACACAAGAAGAUCCUGUUCUACCAUCCUCCUGAUGUCCUCCUCGACAACAAGAUCAAACAGAUGGGUUUGUGUGAGGCUAUAGUCACAUUUACACACACGUUUUCCCCUGAUCAUGCCUGUGAGGCUUUACACACCCAGAAGACGAGACAGCUGUUCUAUCAGCCAGAGAAGGACUUCUGGAUGAUCAUGACUGUGACAAUCCCCUGCAAUGAGAAGACAGGAAAAGAUGGUCAGGCAUACAUAGAGUAUCACGAUGAAGAUGUACAGGAUUCUGUAUUUGAUGCAGUACUUAAGACGUCUUACAAAAUGUUCAGGCUUUUCAUGGGUACCUUUAGUAGAAUACUGGAGAGAUUCAAUGUGGAGGUCUUGAAGCAGAGAUUAGAACACUUCUUUCUCAGAUACCUAGGAACCUUGAGACUAGCAACAAGUGACAUUCUGGAUGUAUUCAAUGGAAUCCACUUCCUUCCUUUGGACAAAAACAUGUACCUGAGGAUACAGUGUUUUAUCAACCUGACAGAGGCAACAUUUGGCCAGGUGAAAUAUACUGCAUUCCUGUACAAUGACCAGCUGGUUUGGUCUGGUUUAGAGCAGGAUGACAUGAGGAUCCUGUACAAAUAUCUGACAACCAGCCUCUUCCCCUCAGCACUGGAAUCAGAGCUGGGUGGAAAGGAGUCCCCCAAAGGUGCAGCCCCCACACCUGUAACUGGAUCUGCUCACUAUGGCAGAUAUAUCACUGGCCCUCCUGACAUGAAGGACCCCACCAACCUAGGCAAGGUGCCCAGGAUAUAUGUCAACACGGAAACAUCAUAUGAGGAGUUGUACCUUAUUGUGUACAGGGCUCUGAGUGCAACAAUAUGCCUGAUGGUAGAUGCUUCUGUUGCUCCUUCCUUUGACCUGUACCAGAAGUUGGAUUCCUUCAUCGGUCCACAACUCAGUAGUCUGGGGUCUGACAUCUCCGAGCAGUAUGCCAAGAAAGCAAGCAGUUCUGAUCCAGUGUUUAAAUACAUCUACUUUA